AUGGUCAGAGACUGCAGGCCUGCUACAGGAGAUGGUCAGAGACUGCAGACAUGGUAAAGGAGAUGGUCAGAGACUGCAGGCCUGCUACAGGAGAUGGUCAGAGACUGCAGACAUGGUAAAGGAGAUGGUCAGAGAAUACAGACAUGCUACAGAUGAUGGUCAGGGACUGCAUGCCUUCUACAGAAGAGAGUCAGAGACUGCAGGAAUGCUACCGGAGAUGACCAGAGACUGCAGACAUGGUAAAGGAAAUGGUCAGAGACUACAGACAUGGUAAAGGAGAUGGUCAGAUACUAUAGACAUGCUACAAAUGAUGGU
This is a messenger RNA of Staurois parvus, 315 nucleotides long. Lineage: Eukaryota; Metazoa; Chordata; Amphibia; Anura; Ranidae. The record is from the annotation of a GenBank genome assembly.